AUGACGUCUGCGGAGGCACCGGCGCAUACCCAGGAAGAUCAAGAGGGGAAAAUCCGAGAGGAAUCCCGGGCGGAAACCCAGGGGGAGAGACAGGACGAUGCUUCCAAGACUCUCAAGUACCACCUGCUUGGGCCUUCGCUGACCAAGGCUGGCCAAGACAAGGUCGACCAAAGCAAGGUUUCGGAAAUCAUCUACAAUGCGUCCAAGGGAUCCAAGUUCUUCACCCGCGAAGAAGAACGAGACAAGGUCCUCACGCAAAAGAUCGAACAGAUCCUGUCGCGCAAGAAGAAGCUAGAACAGCAAGAUCUUACACGGGACCUCCGAAACGCCGAUCGUCUUCUCGCAGAGCUCGAGCUUUCGAGAGACCUCACCCAACACAUAGUACACCUCGACUGCGAUGCCUUCUUCGCGGCGGUGGAGCAACUGGACCGACCUGAUCUCAAAGAUGUCCCCUUUGCGGUUGGUGGCGGCGUUCUCACCACGUGCAACUACGCUGCGCGCCAAUUUGGCUGUCGGUCGGGCAUGGCUGGUUUCGUGGCCAAGAAGCUCUGCCCACAGCUGGUCAUGAUCAAGCCUAACUUUCAAAAAUAUGGCGCAAAGGCCGAAGAAGUGAGGGCGGUGCUCGCAAACUACGAUCCGCGAUUCGAAAGCGCUAGCAUUGACGAGGCAUAUCUCAACAUUACGGAAUACUGCGACCAGCAUGACAUGGACCCGGCGGCAGUGGUGGAGCAAAUGAGAAAGGAGGUCCAUGAAAAGACGAACAUUACGGUCUCGGCGGGCAUCGCUGCCAACGCCAGGCUGGCCAAGAUUUGUUCAAACAUCAACAAGCCGAACGGACAGUACGUCCUUCCCAAAGAGAGAAGUGCCAUUAUGGCGUUUAUGCGGGGCCUGCCAACAAGGAAAGUCAACGGAAUCGGCCGAGUGCUCGAGCGCGAGCUCUUGGAGAUUGGAGUCAAGACGUGUGGGGACAUUUACGACCAGCGGCAGUAUUUGAACCGCCUCUUUGGGGACAAGACAUCCUAUUUUCUCUUCCGCGUCUAUCUCGGGCUUGGCCGCACAUCAAUACAGCCCGCAGAAGAAUACGAGCGCAAGAGUGUCGGAACGGAAAGUACAUUUCGUGACAUGUCAGACCCUGUGCAGCUCCGGGACAAACUUCGAUCGACGGCUGAGGCCCUGGAAAAGGACAUGAGGAGAAACGAGUGCAAGGGCCGGACACUCUGCAUCAAGAUCAAGCUCCAUACCUUUGAAGUUCUCACUCGGCAAGUCAUCCUGCCAAAGGCCAUCUAUCUCGCCGACGACCUGUACAACUAUUCGUUGCCGAUGCUUGCCAAGUUGGAGCAUGAGAUUCCAGGCAUGAAGCUGCGGCUCAUGGGGCUGCGGUGCACAAACCUAGUCAGCACCAAGAAGCCCGACACCAUGGCAUUCUUUGGCUUCAGACCUCGCCGCCAGGACUCGGGAGAAUCGAGUGAAAGCGGGACUGUCAAGAGGAAAGCCAGUGCGUCGGUGGAGAGAGAAGAGGAGUGGGAGAUGUUGGGCGGAGACGAAGAGGACUUGACGGGCGAAAUGGACGACAACCUGGGCGACAUAACGCACGAACACGAAGAGGAGGACGGUGGCACGCCAAAUCAUAGAAGACAUGGGAAGGAGAUUGUGCCCAAUCCACGUCCCGAAAGUGAGGUUCCGCCACAGGAGGACUGGUGGGAUUGCCCGAUAUGCCUCCGCCCCCAGGCAGCCAACGAGCGGCAAUUUAAUGAGCACAUUGACCUGUGUCUGUCACGACAGACCAUUCGAGAUGCGGUCCAGGCUGACGACCCGAAAGACACGAGGCCUGCCAUCCCGCCAGAGGUGAACAAGCGUCCCAAGCUGUCGACGGAAAAGAAGCGGGGCCGCCCGCCCUCUACGGACCCAAAGCAGAAGAAGCUUUCGUUUUGGUAG
Trichoderma citrinoviride is the source of this 1935-nucleotide messenger RNA. RefSeq names its product DNA/RNA polymerase. Gene Ontology annotation, biological process: error-prone translesion synthesis. Gene Ontology annotation, molecular function: DNA-directed DNA polymerase activity; damaged DNA binding. NCBI's taxonomy places the organism in Eukaryota, Fungi, Ascomycota, Sordariomycetes, Hypocreales, Hypocreaceae. The transcript is spliced from 2 exons. The coding region runs from base 1 to 1935 and encodes 644 amino acids. Gene Ontology annotation, cellular component: nucleus. The record is from RefSeq and is a predicted model, not a curated record.